Molecule: messenger RNA, 960 nt
Organism: Ctenocephalides felis (cat flea)
Lineage: Eukaryota; Metazoa; Arthropoda; Insecta; Siphonaptera; Pulicidae
Exons: 2
Coding region: 1-960 (319 amino acids)
Source: RefSeq, a predicted model, not a curated record
AUGAAAUGUAUGAAGGUCAGUCUUGCUGGGCAAGUAUUUUCUCAACUAGGACUUCAAAAUUCUCUUUACCAAGCAGCAGGUGGAAGUGUAACUUCAUAUGGUACUGGAGAAUUUUUGAUGUUCAUGGACUACUUAUUUGAUAGUGUCAAUGGGUUAUCUAAAUUGCCAUUGAAUGCAAAACAAUUUCGAUGUGCAAUUUCAAGUAAGUCUCCCCAUACUAUAUUUUGGCGUGAAGCUAAAUUAGUUUUGAAUUCAAUGCAGUUCGUAAAAAGUAGGGGUUUUGCAAAACCUCCUUGCAUCAAAAACUGGAUUAGUACAAUAGAAGGCUUGAACUAUAUUUGGAAUAAAUUAAAAUGUGUCCAGGGAUUUUCUUAUUUAUGCACCAGAAAUUUUAAUCAAGAUCCCUUGGAGAAUUUUUUUGAUUGCAUAAGAAGUCAUGGGGGUUCAAAUACUAAUCCAAGUUGUCACUCUUUUGUGUCUGCCUUUCGGACUUUGCUUGUCAACAAUUUAUCAUCUCGCCAUUCACCGUCUUCUAAUUGUGAAAUCGAUGAUACAACUGGGUUACUUGCCACAUUUCGAGUGUUUUUAAAUAAUGAAGAUGUCUUGGAAACUGACACUCUGAUCAAUAUGUCUAUUGCCUCAGAGCCGUUCAUUUUCCAGGACAUGUCAUUGUACAGUAAGACUGCUAAUGCUUACGUUGCAGGAUAUUGUACUAAGAAACUUCUCGGAUAUGUUGGUGAAUGCCACAUUUGUGCAUCUGAACUUUUAGGAGAUCCGAUUGGCAGGGAUGAAGCUUCUUGGAUUGCAUCUAGGGAUUACACAGGCCAUUCACUUUUGGUUCCAGGAACUGUAUUUUUUGAUCUAUUUAUUAAAUGCAGUCAGGUACUGGAUCAUUUCAUUAAAGAUUUAUGUAUUGAUGGAAAUGUGAGGACUUAUGAAGCAAAGCUAUCUCAUGCCUAA